GCUCUUUUGCUGCAGUCAACACAUCUGAACAACAAUUCUGAAAACAGAAAAAGCCAAACUAAUAUAUAGAAAUGUCUUCCACUGACUCAAAGACAAGAAGAAUUAGCCUUGAAAGGCUAAACAAGAGGAGAAUGAGCCUCCCAGUUCUCUCAACAUCUGAGUCACUGGUCCCAGUCGAAGAAAAGAAGACCAAGAAAGGAGUACACUUUCCUCUAGGAGUGUUAAUGCAGCAAGCAGUCACUAAUGGAGAUCUAAAAGAAAUCAAGCAAUUGGUGAAAGACUUUGGGCCUGAGGCUAUGAAUGAGAAAGAACCCAGUGGCCUUCCUCCAGUCAUGAGAGCCAUUUUCGAAGGGCAGCUCGACUCCCUGCAAAUGCUAAUUAAUGCUGGAGCAGAUGUCUCAGUUCGUGAUCCAGAAGACUGGAACGUACUCCAUGUUGCAGCUGCAAUGGACGAUUACGAAGCAGCCGAGCUGAUAAUCUGCUCUUGCAAAGAUAUUGACACAAUGUUGCACUCAGAGAACAUGGCUGGGGAGAGACCUAUCGAUCUCGCUGAGAACAUUGAAAUGGCAAGGCUACUACUAGAUGCUAACUUAACACGCUUCAGAAGAGAAUUGGAAAAUCAAGUGACCAAAUCAUCCACAACUGAUUCAUCGAUUGAAAGUGAAGAUUCUGUGAUCCAGCUCGUUCAAGACUACUACAGAAAGCACAAUGAAUGUCACUCUUUGAACACUUUCCUAAAGAACAAUACUCCAUAUUGCUCACUACUGCAUCUAGCAGCUACAAAGAACUAUGCAAAAUUAACAGAGCUUGUAUGUGCAUCGCAUCUGAUAUCGACUGAAACUCGAGACAAGAAUGGCUGGACUCCUCUACAUGUGGCCACAUAUUUCAACAACAUCGAAGUGGUCCUAGUACUGAUUGGACACAAAGCGAACACUAAUGCACUCACUAACUCAUUCGAGAAAGCUACAGACCUCAGUCAUCACGAACUUAUUCUGUCAGUAUUGAGCACUCGCACACAUCAUCAUAAUCACAUGAAUUCUCUCAUUGCAACUCUGUAAUAAUUGUUUACUUUUCACCUGUUUGUGUGUUUGUAAUGUGAUUUGAAACGUUUAAAAAUG
Molecule: messenger RNA, 1118 nt
Organism: Halichondria panicea
Lineage: Eukaryota; Metazoa; Porifera; Demospongiae; Suberitida; Halichondriidae
Product: protein phosphatase 1 regulatory subunit 16A-like
Exons: 1
Coding region: 72-1058 (328 amino acids)
Cellular component (GO): cytoplasm
Molecular function (GO): enzyme inhibitor activity; phosphatase regulator activity; protein binding
Source: RefSeq, a predicted model, not a curated record